AUGAUGACUGAUAAUGCUAUCAAGAACCAUUGGAAUAGCUCUUUGAAGAAGAAGUUAGACUUUUAUUUGGCUACUGGAAAUCUUCCACCUGUGGGUGGAGAUGGCCUUCAAAAUGGUUGUAAGGACACCACUGGUACAGCUUCAGGAAAGGCUCUCGUUUGCUGACAUAAAGGAUCAGAUUCAACAGAGCUUGCUUCAUCAGGAACUACCGACGUAUGUAAAAUAGAAAAUGGUAAGAAUCGUCAAGAUGCCAAACUGAAUAUCGAUGCUUCCAAUAGUGGUCCUCAAAAUGAGUCCGCUGAUUCUGAAGUUGUUAGGUGGGAGGCACAGUCACCAGCAAUAGAUGCUAUCCACGUUAAACCAAUUACAGAAAUCACGUUUGAAGGAUAUGGAGCGAAUAGUGAAGUUGAUCAAUUUAAAGUCAUUGAAACUCCAUUUGCUUGUGAAAUACCUACAUGUGGUACAUUGUAUUACGAACCUCCACAGUUAGGAAGUUGUAUUUCAAUGGAUUCAGAUCAUCUAAAUAAUCGAUGGGCUCAUUGUGAAUCUGAUUCAAGUCCAAGUUUGUCACCUAGUUGUUUCUUUACUCCACCCAGUAUUCUGAAGGGAAGUAGUUUGUAUGCACAAACCCCUGAAUCCAUACUGAAAACUGCUGCUAGAAGCUUCCCGGCCAAAUACACGCCUUCCACAAUCAGGAAGAGGAAGUUGAGCUCCACGCCAGGUAAUGAAAUUAGGAAUGCAGAUGGAGAUAUGAGUAAGGAUGAAGUGCGUGAUGCUUGUGAGGAGAAACAAACCGACAGUUCAGAAAAAUAUGGCAUGAAUAGGGUGUUAGAAAUAUAA
Lycium ferocissimum is the source of this 840-nucleotide messenger RNA. RefSeq names its product transcription factor MYB3R-5-like. NCBI's taxonomy places the organism in Eukaryota, Viridiplantae, Streptophyta, Magnoliopsida, Solanales, Solanaceae. The record is from RefSeq and is a predicted model, not a curated record.